This is a messenger RNA of Lactuca sativa (garden lettuce), 1377 nucleotides long. RefSeq lists its product as uncharacterized. The record is from RefSeq and is a predicted model, not a curated record. Gene Ontology annotation, molecular function: protein dimerization activity. NCBI's taxonomy places the organism in Eukaryota, Viridiplantae, Streptophyta, Magnoliopsida, Asterales, Asteraceae.
AUGAGUAAAGUCGCUGGUAUAGGUCAUGGAUACACAAGGCCUUCAUAUCAUGCUAUGCGUGUGACGUUGAAAGAUGUGAAACAAUCUGUACAACUUAUAGUUGAUUCUAUAGACGUUAUUGGGCAGAAAAUGGUUGUACAAUUAUGGGAGAUGGGUGGCGUGAUACAAGACAACGACCCCUUAUCAAUUUUAUGGUGUAUUGUGCAGAAGGGAUUUCCUUCAUCAAAUCAGUUGAUGCAUUGGAUAUUGAGGAAUGUAGUUCAUUUAGUCACUGAUAAUGCUGCAAACUAUAACGCUGCAGGAAGAUUGUUAUGUGAGAAAUAUCCGUCUAUUGUAUGGUCUCCUUGUGCAUCUCAUUGUAUGAAGUUGAUUAUGAAGGAUAUGUCAGAGAUGCCUCAAGUUGCUGAUUUGGUUACACUUGCAUCGAGGGUUACAAUUUUUGUUUAUAACCAUAAAUGGCCAUUAAAUUGGUUAAGAAAAAGACCAGGUUGGACUGAGAUUAUUCGUCCGGGUGCCACUUGUUUUGGUACUGCAUUUAUCGCAUUGAAGAGUUUGUGUGAUCACAAACAUGAUUUGCAAGCUAUGAAUUGUGGUAUCGUAGUAAAAGUGAUGACUCCAAUGUUGAGACUUUUACGGAUUUGUGAUUCGGAUGAGAAGUCGGCUUUAGGUUAUGUAUACGAAGGGAUGAUGUUGCGUAAGAGUCUUCAUGUUGCGGCUUAUUGGUUGAAUCCGGUCUUUCAAUAUGAUCAAGAAAGUUUUUGUAAGAAACCAGAGGUGGUUGCGGGGGUUAUCGAUAUGAUUGAGCGUUACAGUAGUGUUGGUACUGUCAAUGGUCUAACUCUUAUGGACCAACUAAAGUUGUUUCGUGAGCAUGAAGGUAGUUUUGGUAGAACACUUGCUUUUGCUUCUCGUAAUGCUACUCGUCCAGAUGAAUGGUGGAAAUUACAUGGUAAAGAUGCUCCGGAAUUGCAAAAAUUUGCAAUUCGAAUUUUAAGCGAAACAGCUUCUUCUUCCUUGUGUGAGCGGAAUUGGAGUGUCUUUGAGAGAAUCCACACUAAAAGAAGGAAUCGGUUGGAGCAUCAAAGGCUUAAUGACCUUGUUUAUGUUCAUUAUAACUUGCGUCUACAAAAUAGGCUCAAGGAUCACAAAAAGUCUUAUGACCCAAUUGAUUAUGAAAGCAUUGAUAAAACCGAGUUUUGGGUGGUUGAUGAAAUACCGGAAGGUGAACUAAGUUAUACCGAAUUGGAGAAUAUGGUUGAAGAUGAGCCACCAAACUACAAUGAAUCGACAAUUUUUGCUAAAAUUGAACUUCUGUUUGAUAUUGAAGAUGAUGAUGAAGUUUCUUUAGAACAAAUUGAUAUGGAUUCCUUUAGAUGA